Messenger RNA from Daucus carota subsp. sativus, 858 nucleotides. Its product is annotated as putative F-box protein At3g10240. Lineage: Eukaryota; Viridiplantae; Streptophyta; Magnoliopsida; Apiales; Apiaceae. Bases 1 to 858 code for a protein of 285 amino acids. The transcript has 2 exons. The record is from RefSeq and is a predicted model, not a curated record.
AUGCGGCACCGAAUCAACAACGCUAAAUUGAAAACGGAAACAGAGAGUUGCACUCGUAUUAGUUCCUCUAAUGGCAUUAUAUGUCUGGUAUGCGAUGUACACUGUUACCUCUGGAACCCAACAACCAAGCAGUGCAAGGAACUUCCUAGAUUUCCCCGUUAUGCCAAGGCUUUCGAAGACGAGGAUAACAAUUAUCUAGCAUUUGCUUUUGAUAGCAUCUCCGAUGACUACAAGGUUGUCCGGCUUCUACUCGAAGACACUACUACUGGUGAUGAUGUACCAAUUGUGCAGAUAUAUUCAGCAAAUAGUGAUUCCUGGAAAGAGAUUCAUUGUCAUGACUUCAUUGACAUAUGUGACUCAACUUUUGAAUUUGGUCCUGUGAUAAAUGGAACGUUGUAUGCAGGUGGUUGCGGAGAUAUAUUUUUGUUGAAUUUGAACAAUGAGCUGUGUACGGUGGUCCCGCUACCCAAUUCCUUGUUACAUUACUCAGAGAUUUUGGAUUUUGAAGGUUCUGCAGGGGUCAUCUUUGAAUCCCUUAGAAAAAGAUCAGAAAUAUGUCUAUGGACAUUGGAUCAUAUUGAUGGCGAAAUUUCUUGGACUAAAAAAUUAAAUAUUGCUCUAGCUGAAAUAACCUGGGUAUAUUCUUAUUUGGGUGGUGGACUGUUUUCUGGAGUGAAAGCGUUUCUGUGUCCUGAUGAACUCUUCUUGUAUGACUACAAGAAGAAAGAGUACAAACAUAUUCCGGUUCCAGUUGGCGGGCUGGAAACAUUUUUUAAAUACACAGAGACCCUUGCUUCAAUCAAAGAUUCUGAACGGCUUAUAAUUAAUAAGUUCGGUAAUUUUCUAUCCUCCCAAUAA